This is a messenger RNA of Monopterus albus (swamp eel), 3424 nucleotides long. It is a transcript of the gene nucb2a, whose product is annotated as nucleobindin 2a. NCBI's taxonomy places the organism in Eukaryota, Metazoa, Chordata, Actinopteri, Synbranchiformes, Synbranchidae. Gene Ontology annotation, cellular component: extracellular exosome; endoplasmic reticulum-Golgi intermediate compartment. The record is from RefSeq and is a predicted model, not a curated record. The coding region runs from base 114 to 1595 and encodes 493 amino acids. Gene Ontology annotation, molecular function: calcium ion binding. The transcript has 13 exons.
AACUGACCAAUGCGGUCAAGACUAAUGUGCAAACAAUCUACCGUGCUGAUUAGUAAACGAGCUGCCAACAGGAACACCAGCUGAGGGGUAGCGAGAGGAGAAAAGCAGAACAUAUGAUGUUUAGGAUACAUUUUAAAAUGUGUAGGCGCCGGGCCCUUCUGACCGGCUACGUUCUACUGAUGAUCCAGCUGCUGUGUUUAGAGGCAGUGCCCAUCAGUAUAGAUAAGAUAAAAGUCCAAGAGGCAGAGGAUAAACCAGAAGAGCCUGUAGCAAGUGUGGAUACUGGACUCCACUAUGACCGCUACCUCCGGGAAGUCAUCGAUUUUCUAGAGAAAGAUCAGCAUUUCAGAGAAAAGCUCCACAAUACAGACAUGGACGAAAUCAAGCAAGGUAAGCUGGCCAAGGAGCUCGAUUUUGUCAGUCAUCAUAUCAGAACUAAACUGGAUGAGCUGAAGAGGCAGGAGGUAAACCGACUACGAACCCUGAUUAAGGCCAAGCAAGACCUUGAAGGAGGGAAUGAUAUUGCAGUAGACCACCAGGCUCUGCUCAAACAGUUUGAGUACUUGAACCACAGGAACCCACAUACAUUUGAAGUGGAUGACUUGGAUCGGCUCAUCAGAACGGCAACUAAGGAUCUGGAAAACUAUGACAAAGAGCGACACGAGGAGUUCAAGAGGUAUGAAAUGAUGAAAGAGCAUGACCGACAGGAGCACCUCAAAACACUGGAUGAGGAAGAAAGAAAGAAAGAGGAGGAGCACUAUGAGGAGAUGAGGAAGAAGCAUGCUGAUCACCCUAAAGUCAACCACCCGGGUAGCCAGAAUCAACUGAAGGAGGUGUGGGAGGAAGCUGAUGGCUUGGACCCUGAAGAUUUUGACCCCAAGACCUUUUUCAACCUGCAUGACACCAAUGGAGAUGGCUUCUUUGAUGAACAGGAACUGGAGGCAUUGUUCACAAAGGAGCUUGAAAAAAUUUAUGACCCCACAAAUGAAGAGGAUGACAUGGUGGAGAUGGAGGAAGAGAGGCUACGUAUGCGAGAACAUGUUAUGAAUGAGGUGGAUUCUAACAAAGAUAGGCUGGUCUCUUUAGAUGAAUUCCUGGUUGCUACAAAGAAAAAAGAAUUCUUGGAGCCAGAUAGCUGGGAGACCCUGGAGCAGAAUCAGGCUUACACAGAUGAAGAGAUGAGGGAGUUUGAGGAGCAUCUCGCUCAACAGGAACAUGAUCUCAACCAGAAGUCCGCUGACCUUCAGAAACAGAAAGAUGAGCUGGAGCGACAACAGGAACAGCUUAAUGCACAGAAAAUAGAGCUGCAACAGGCAGUUGAACAUAUGGAACGGCUGAAAUCACAGAAAGUAGAACACCCUCCAGAGGUUCUCGUUGAAGGAAAUGCAAUCCCAGAGAUGCAUCCACUUGACAACCAGUUGCAUCCUGAACAAGAGGCGCAGCAACAAGGGCAUCAGCUUACACCUGACACUUAUCAAGAUGCACCUCAGGAACACCAUAAUCAAGACAUGUCUCAACAAGGUCUCCCCCAGACACACCAGGAUCUGCCACCAGGCCACCAAGAAGUUGCACAAGGGCAGCAUAACCUGUCAUAGAAAUGUAGUCAAAAUUUGAGCCCCCACAACCAGACGUUUGCAGCGCUGCCACAUCAGCAUACAGAGGAACAGUCCCCCACCCCCGAGUAUUAGGCCUCUUCAACCAGCAUGACUUAGGUGUUUAGAGGACACUUGAGAUUAAGGUAAGCAGCACAAAAGGAAUUCCCGUUUAAUCGUGCCACUGUUUGAUAGUAACUGUAAUCUCUGGAUUACAUAGAACUAGAAAAAAAAAAACCCAAGGAAGUUCAUUAUAUAAUGGUCUUACUUAGUUGUGAUUGAUUACAACAGAAAUAAUGAAGAAUGUCUGGUAAUAAUUAUACCAAAAAGGUUAUUUUGUUGAGCUUUCUUGACCUGUUCUUUGCUGUUCAAAGUACAGAACUUCCGAAAAUGUCAAGCUUCUGCCUUAGCAACCAGAUAGGUUUGAACCAAGAUCCUGUUGGUGGAUAUGUACUGUACAGUGCAGCUAUUAAGUGUUAAGGUGUAAUUUUUUAAAUCUAUUUUAUUAUCAAAAUACCCCCCGAUAUCUUAAAAAGAGAUUACUUGCAGUGGACUAUGUUACCAAACAUUUCAAAAAUUAGUGCAAGAGCCAUUUUUAAUUAUUGCAUUAAGAAGAAAAUGAGGAAAAAAAAUAAGAGGCACUACAGCAGUGUGGAAAAAGAUUUGUGAAAAGAUUUUUUUUUUUAAAGCAGAUUAGGGUGCAGUCAGAGCUUUGUGGAAAAUGCAUUUUUUUCUCCAGCUGCCACUUGUCAACAAGUUUGUUUUUCAAGAAAUUAUUUAAUACUUCUGCUACUUUCUUAAUGUUUACUCUGGCUGCUGUUGUAACCUCUUUACCUACAGUCAAACAAAAUUUUUAAUGUACAGUAUAGUUUAUUCAGCUGUUUUAAAAAAAAAACAAAAAAAAAAACUGUGCUCUGCCCAAACAGGACUUUUGCAAACAGUCAGCUGUGUGUGCUCUGCUGACUGAUGUUAAAGUAAAUUAAGUUUCUAUUUUCAUAAAAGUGAAAUCAAACAAACGCUCCCCUAUUUGCCCCGUGGAUGCUUAAAUGGAAGUUUGACAUUAGGUACAAUAUAGCAGUAUAUUUCUACAAAUAAUAUGAAAAAAACCCUGCUUUGAAUGGGCAAAUAUUAAAAUUGAAAUAAAUUUGCUCUGUUACACUUGGCAGCACAAUAGGCAUUUCAGUUUUGGUCUGUGUGCCAUUUAGGUUUUAUCAAUUAAGGUGUAGACAUCUACUCUGGUGUCUUUCAUCACAGUUGUCUACAGUACUUUGUUGAAGCCACUGCUAGAUUUGUUGAAUUUGUUGACUUAUUUGGGAAAAAAAGCUGACGUUUGAGUGAUUUAAGUCAGAUUUGUCAGCUUAAUUUUAAGUUCAGCUGAAGAGUGAUAUCAUAAAAGCCUAUUAAUUUGAUUUCUCUGCAUUCAGUUUACACCAUUUUGUUUGGCACCAGGUGCGUACUACAUGGCCCUAAUUUGAAAACAAACUGAAAAACAUGGCACAUUAUCCCCACAAAUGAACAGCUUGGUGUAGUUUCUGUGCUACCCAGGUUGCUUUCCUUGUGUUGUGGUUUCAUCUAGCCGGCAGAUAAGUGGAAAAUAGGUGUUAAUUUAUUGUCACUUUCUGAAAUAAGUCUGCUUUACUGUGGUUUUAUUUUAUACUGAAUUUGAUAUGGAAUACAUACUUUUUGCUGGCAUUAUUCUGUCUACGUGUUCUUUUGAAACAAAACUGCAUCAUAAUUUGCACAAAAUGUACAGGUGGUGUUUCAGAUUGCUUGCUGCUGGAUUAAAAACUGUACACCUCAGUUCAAGACAAUAAAACCAUUAAUACUGUUAA